AUGGCGACAACCAAAGUCUACAUCGUCACCAAUGCUGACCGCGGAGUUGGCUCGGCCCUCGUAGAAGUUCUUGCUCGGAAACACGAGGACAUCGUCAUCUACGCUGGCGUCUGUAGUCCCUCUAAUGCAACAGAACUCAAAGGACUCGCGUCACAGUUCCCUGGGAAAAUCGAGAUCGCGGAAGUGGCAACUGGGGACGAGAACACAAACGAAACACUUGCGGAGACAAUCCAAGAGAAGCAUGGAUAUGUGGACGUCGCAAUUUACAAUGCAGGGAUUACGAACGACGUGGCCUCUGCUAAUGACGUUUCUCCGAAUGUCUUUCGCGAGCAUCUAGAGGGCAACGCAAUAACAGUGCUGGUUCUCUAUCAAGCAAUGUCCGCCCUCCUGAAAGAGAGCAAAUCGAAGCCGAAGUUCAUUGCGGUAUCCACUGAAGCGGCACAUACCAACGAAGACAUGGUGGGAUCGUUCGAUUAUGGCGCAUAUAGUGCCUCGAAGGCGACACUGAACUAUAUCUGUCGGAAGAUCCACUAUGAAAAUAGCUGGCUUGUGGCCUUGCCGAUAGCACCAGGCGCAAUCAAGAACGCUCCUGAAAAGGAUAUCCCGGACGAGCUGUUCAUUACUGCGGAAGCGUCUGCUGCGGCCAUUGUGAAAAUCGUGGACUACGCCACACGAGAGAAGGAGGGUGGCCAGUUCAUGAGGUACGACGGCAUGAGACUGGAUUGGUAG
Molecule: messenger RNA, 729 nt
Organism: Cyclocybe aegerita
Lineage: Eukaryota; Fungi; Basidiomycota; Agaricomycetes; Agaricales; Hemipholiotaceae
Source: the annotation of a GenBank genome assembly